AUGGACACCACCGUAGAUGUCGUUGUGGUUGGUGGCGGUCUCAGUGGACUUCAAGCCGGUUAUGACUGCCAGAAUGCUGGCUUGUCAACUCUUGUCCUGGAGGCUCGUGAUCGAGUAGGAGGCAAAACCUGGAGUCUGCCUGGUGCUAAGGGCAAAGGAAUGAUCGAGCUUGGUGCGGCAUGGAUCAACGACACCAUCCAGUCACAUAUUUACGCUGUGGCAAGAAAGCUGAAGUUGGAUCUGAUCCAGCAACUCACCGCGGGCGACUGCGUCGUGCAUGAUCUGGAUGGGUCCAUUUCCAAGUUUGUCUACGGCGAAGUUCCAGGACACGAGGCAUCGGAGGCAGAAAACAUGGUGCAAGUGAGAUCGCUGCUUGAGAAGCUUUGCCACCAAGUUGACCUCCACAAUCCCCAGAAUGCCGACUGGGAUUCUGUUACCCUGGAGGAUUUUGUUCGGCAGAACGGCGGUGGUGCCACUGCGCUAGCGACCGCAAGAUUAUGGACUCGAGGUCUGCUCGGUGUCGAGCCACGAGAAAUGAGCGCUCUAUACUUUCUAGACUAUAUUAAGAGUGGAGGAGGCUUGAUGCUCACCAGAUCUGAUAUGAAGCAUGGCGGACAGUUCCUGCGCGUGCGACAAGCCCCGUCCGCAAAGAUUGAGCAGGACUCACACCUUAACCAAGCCACUGUGACUACGAAGGACGGCCGUCGCAUCCGCUGUAAACGUGUCAUUGUCUCUGUUCCUACUCCUUUAUAUAAGGAGAUCGCCUUCUCUCCUCCCUUGCCCGCGGACAAGCUCAAGCUAGCGUCCAGCACGACUCUGGGCUGGGUGGCCAAGUCUGUCGUCUGUUAUGACACUCCUUGGUGGAGAACAGCCGGUUAUUCUGGCUUGGUUCAGUCAUUCGAGGGUCCUGUGACCAUUGUUCGAGACACAAGCUCUGAUAUGGACGGGCAUUUCUCGCUGACCUGUUUCAGCCAGGGCGAUACUGGUCGGGCCUGGGGUCAGCUACCGGCCCAGGAACGCCGUGACCAGGUCAUUGCACAUAUUGGCCGUGCCUUUGCUGACCCAAGUGCUGCUGCCGCACAUAUUGGAAUGUUUGAGCAGCGAUGGGCCCCUGAAAAACGGAGCCAGGGCUGCCCUUGCCCCGUGAUGGGUCCGGCCCUGCUAGGUGAUCUAGGACAUGCUUUGCGGGCUCCAUUCGACAAGAUUCAUUUCGUUGGAACCGAGACUGCUUAUGAAUGGAAAGGUUAUAUGGAGGGUGCUGUGCGGUCUGGGAAGAGGGGCGUCGAGGAGGUUAUCAAAGCUCCUAGUAGUUAG
Messenger RNA from Talaromyces atroroseus, 1314 nucleotides. RefSeq lists its product as hypothetical. Gene Ontology annotation, molecular function: oxidoreductase activity. The record is from RefSeq and is a predicted model, not a curated record. Lineage: Eukaryota; Fungi; Ascomycota; Eurotiomycetes; Eurotiales; Trichocomaceae. The transcript has 3 exons. The coding region runs from base 1 to 1314 and encodes 437 amino acids.